AAAAACAUGGGGUAUAAGAUUUUACAUCUACUGAUCUUGGCAUUUGCCGUAGUUUGUAUCCAGGCUUAUCAAUAUUCAGAUGCUUCUUCAGAAGAACAGUCACCAGAUGAAUUGGGUGUAACGACAUCCAUACCGAUUAUAAAUGAUGGAAUCUUGAAGUCAUCGAACACAUUCUGUUCGAAAUUUCUUCCGCUACUUUGUAACUUUUACAAAUGUUUGUACAAAUUUUUUAUUCAAAUUUGUGUGUGCCUAUCACAUUGUCCCGGAUCUUACCUAAUUAAACUGGAAGAAUGUUUGCAGAAAAUGCUGAGUAUAGUCAUACCACCAAUUUUUAAUUCAAUUUGCUGUUUAUUCAAAACAAAAAUAGAAUUUUUAAAAGGAUGUCAUUCAUUGAUAAUCGCAUUACUUAGUAAGUUUUAUUUAUGUGAGAAGAAGAUAGUCUUCAAUUGUUUGAUGAACUGUAUUAAAAAUUUAACCCAUAAUUUACCCAAUAAUUUAAACUAUGUGAAACAUAUAUUAGAGGAAGUCAAACAUAACUGCGCUUCUGGAGGCGGUAAUGCAAGCAAUACAAGUGGAAGCCUCUUAGGUAAUUUAGUUACAGGCUUUGGUGGAGCCUUAGGUGAAACCUUAGGUGGAAGUUCAGGCUUAGGUGGAAUCUUAGGUGGAGGCUCAGGCUUAGGUGGAAUCUUAGGUGGAGGCUCAGGCUUAGGUGGAGGCUCAGGCUUAGGUGGAGGCUCAGGCUUAGGUGGAGGCAUGGUUAUUGGGUAGUAGAUUACAUCUUAAAAUUAUUUAAGCUUGGCGAAUUAUAUAAUGACAAUGGCAAGACUAUUUGAAAUACGCACAUCGUAAAUGCUAAUAACAAUAAAAUUCCUUUCGUCGACGAAUGAAUAUAUUUCCUAUUAUGCACUUGUAUUUGUUUUAAGUAUUAACAUAAAAAUUGAUUAUAAUGAUAUAAAUUGUUAAAAAUGCU
Messenger RNA from Trachymyrmex cornetzi, 970 nucleotides. RefSeq lists its product as uncharacterized. The coding region runs from base 7 to 768 and encodes 253 amino acids. Lineage: Eukaryota; Metazoa; Arthropoda; Insecta; Hymenoptera; Formicidae. The record is from RefSeq and is a predicted model, not a curated record. The transcript has 2 exons.